Molecule: messenger RNA, 1254 nt
Organism: Ordospora pajunii
Lineage: Eukaryota; Fungi; Microsporidia; Ordosporidae
Product: ATP-dependent RNA helicase
Exons: 1
Coding region: 1-1254 (417 amino acids)
Molecular function (GO): ATP binding; nucleic acid binding; RNA helicase activity
Source: RefSeq, a predicted model, not a curated record
AUGGCACAGAAAUAUCAAGAAGGAAGCGAAGAUACAAGUAUCAAGGAUUUUGAAGAUAAAGAUCAAGAGAUACAGAUCAAGGUGGCUAACACGUGGGAAGAUCUUGCAUUGAAGGAGAAAUUGAUGAAAGGAAUAUAUGGAAUGGGGUUUGAAAGCCCGUCGUUUAUACAGAAGACGGCAAUACUGCCGAUGAUAGAUGGCAGAGACAUCAGAGCACAGGCACAGAGCGGAACAGGAAAGACAGGUGCGUUUGCAGUUGCGGCGCUGCAGAUAUGCGAUGAGAAUACUGACGAGACACAAGUGCUUGUGCUGGCAUCGACAAGAGAAAUAGCGGCACAGAAUGCAAGAAGGUUUGAGUCGCUUGGAUGCUACAUGGGCAUAAGAGUUGGGUUGUUGUCUGGAGGAAGCCCGGUGUUUGAAGACAAGGAUAUGCUUAAGAUGAAGCCACACGUUGUGGUGGGGACGCCAGGAAGGGUUGAGCACAUGAUCAAGGAUGGAGCAUUGAACAUGGACUAUAUAAAGCUGUUUAUUAUUGAUGAGGCUGACGAGAUGCUGAAAGCUGGGUUCCAGGAGGAUGUGAAGAAGAUAUUCCGAAGCAUCACGAAGAAGGAUGAGGUGCAGAUUGCGAUGUUUUCGGCAACCUAUGAUGAGGAGGAGCUGAGAGUAAGCGAGGAAAUACUGAUCAAUCCGGUGAUUAUUGAUCUGAGGCACAAUGAUCAGACGCUUAAGGGGAUCAGGCAGUACUAUAUUGACCUUAAGAAGGAGCCGACGUUCAGGAAUGGCAGGGAGGAGUAUCUGCUGCCGAAGCUAGUGACGCUGUAUGACAUAUUCAAGAAGCAACGGCUUGGACAGUGCAUUGUGUUUGUCAACAGUAAGGAGGAUGCCAGGAUUGUGUAUGACUGGCUAAAGAAGAACGAUUGGGAAUGUGAGCUUAUAUCUGCAGAGCUGAUGCAGACGGAGAGAGAAGCAACAUUGAACAGGUUCCGGGAGGGAACAGGAAGAUGCUUAAUAUCUUCGGGGCUUCUUUCUCGAGGGGUUGAUAUACAGAAUCUUUCGGUUGUGUUUUGCCUUGAUGUGCCCAAUUUUGAAAGAAGAAGCACAUACAUACAUAGGAUAGGAAGGUCUGGAAGAUACGGAAGGAAGGGGAUAGCAAUAAAUAUUGUCUAUGAGCAUGAACUGAAGAAUCUCAGAGAAAUUGAGAAGUUCUACAGCACCACCAUCAAAGAACUUCCUGCAGAUUUCAGUUUCCAAUAA